GGAUAUAAGGAGAUAAUAGAGUUACUAUUACAGGAGGGUCUCGAAAUAGACGCCAAAAACGUGGAAGGAAGAACCGCAUUACUUGUAGCAGUAAUUAAAGGUCAUAAGGUAUUGGUUCGGUUACUAUUGGAUAAAGGGGCUAAUAUUAAUACCACUAAUAAAUAUGGCCAAAUAGCAUUAUACUGGGUAGUAUCUAAUAUAAACAAACUAAUACUGGGGAUUUUCCUUGAAAACGGGGCCGAU
Hyaloscypha bicolor E is the source of this 243-nucleotide messenger RNA. RefSeq names its product ankyrin. The transcript has a single exon. Gene Ontology annotation, cellular component: nucleus; cytoplasm. The record is from RefSeq and is a predicted model, not a curated record. Gene Ontology annotation, molecular function: protein binding. The annotation marks the transcript as partial. Lineage: Eukaryota; Fungi; Ascomycota; Leotiomycetes; Helotiales; Hyaloscyphaceae.